Hibiscus syriacus is the source of this 1606-nucleotide messenger RNA. Its product is annotated as cysteine desulfurase 1, chloroplastic-like. The record is from RefSeq and is a predicted model, not a curated record. NCBI's taxonomy places the organism in Eukaryota, Viridiplantae, Streptophyta, Magnoliopsida, Malvales, Malvaceae. Gene Ontology annotation, molecular function: cysteine desulfurase activity; pyridoxal phosphate binding.
AAUAAAAAUUUGCAGUUUGUCUUUGACAAAUACAAUUAUGGAAGGCGUCGUUGUAAAACUCCCUUCUUUCCCAUUUCUAAGCCCUACUAUUUCACCUUCUUCCCCUUACUCGAAUUGUCGUCUAGGUUUCCGCCGCUUCUCGGCUUCGCUUUCCGCCGCCGUUAAAAAAGGCUCCGUCUCAUUAGGCCACUCAACACGACCCGACUUCCCCAUACUCCACCAGGAAGUAAAUGGGUCGAAACUUGUUUACUUAGACAAUGCGGCAACCUCUCAGAAACCAACGGCAGUGUUGAAAGCUCUGCAGAAUUACUACGAAGCUUACAAUUCAAAUGUUCACAGAGGAAUCCAUUAUUUGAGUGCCAAGGCAACUGAUGAGUACGAGUUGGCACGGAAGAAAGUGGCAGCAUUUAUUAAUGCAUCAGAUUCUACUGAGAUUGUAUUCACAAGAAAUGCUACUGAGGCUAUUAAUUUAGUGGCUUAUUCUUGGGGUUUGUCCAAUCUAAGGCAUGGGGAUGAGAUUAUACUUACUAUUGCUGAACAUCAUAGUGCUAUUGUUCCUUGGCAAAUUGUGGCACAAAAAACGGGUGCUAUUUUGAAAUUUGUAAGUUUAGAUGAGAACGAGGUUCCAGAUGUAGAGGAGCUGAGGGGGAUGAUUUCUGAAAGAACAAAACUUGUAGUUAUUCAUCAUGUGUCUAAUGUGCUUGGCUCAGUUCUUCCUAUUGAAGACAUUGUGAUCUGGGCUCAUGCAGUUGGAGCAAAAGUGCUUGUAGAUGCUUGUCAAAGUGUUCCCCAUAUGGCGGUUGAUGUCCAAGGUCUUGAUGCUGACUUUCUUGUUGCUUCUUCUCACAAGAUGUGUGGGCCUACAGGCAUUGGAUUCCUAUUUGGGAAGAGCAAUCUGUUGUUAGGCAUGCCUCCAUUCUUAGGUGGUGGAGAAAUGAUCUCUGAUGUAUUUUUAGAUCAUUCAACAUAUGCAGAACCCCCGUCCAGAUUUGAGGCUGGAACACCUGCAAUCGGUGAGGCAAUUGGAUUAGGGGCUGCAAUCGAUUACUUGUCUGGGAUUGGCAUGCAGAAGAUUCAUGACUAUGAGAUGGAGCUGGUCAAUUAUUUAUACGAAAAACUUUGUUCUGUUCCAAAUAUUCGGAUCUAUGGUCCAAAGCCUUCUGAUAACAUUCACCGUGCUGCUCUCUGUUCUUUCAAUGUCGAGAAUAUUCAUCCUACAGAUCUUGCAACUUUUCUAGACCAACAGCAUGGGGUGGCUAUCAGAUCAGGUCACCAUUGUGCCCAGCCUCUCCAUCGCCACCUAGGAGUCAACGCAAGCGCACGUGCAAGCCUUUAUUUCUACAAUACCAGAGAAGAUGUCGAUGAAUUCAUCCGAUCCCUCGAUGACACUGUCAGCUUCUUUAACUCUUUCAAGUAGAGAUUUUCUUGUUUUCAACAUAGGGUUGCGUCAACCAUUCCUGUAUACUACAUUACGUUGCUUAUGAACAAGUACAUCUUUACACAGUGAAUCAAUGUAUAAGUGUACGGUCUGUUUGGUGUUUGAGAGAAUAUUGUGUAACAAGUCGGUCAAACACAUACCCAGAACCUAUACAAUCUCUUCAUUUUA